AUGAGUAGAGAAGUUGGGCAAGGUGAGGCCGGUUGCAACAGGCAGGGCCCCGGUCGUGGGGGAUGUUAUCCUGAUUGCCGGUGUCUCGUGUCGGGCUUGUCUGAGUGUCUGGGAGCGACGGGGAAGACGAGGAGGAUGGGGAUGUGCACUGAUAUGCGGGAAGCGGUGAGGCGGUGA
Colletotrichum abscissum is the source of this 177-nucleotide messenger RNA. RefSeq lists its product as uncharacterized. The coding region runs from base 1 to 177 and encodes 58 amino acids. NCBI's taxonomy places the organism in Eukaryota, Fungi, Ascomycota, Sordariomycetes, Glomerellales, Glomerellaceae. The record is from RefSeq and is a predicted model, not a curated record. The transcript has a single exon.